Molecule: messenger RNA, 1457 nt
Organism: Phodopus roborovskii (desert hamster)
Lineage: Eukaryota; Metazoa; Chordata; Mammalia; Rodentia; Cricetidae
Gene: Prxl2a
Product: peroxiredoxin like 2A
Exons: 5
Coding region: 137-826 (229 amino acids)
Source: RefSeq, a predicted model, not a curated record
AGCUCCAAUCAGUCUUGUCUUCCUCCUUCAGGCCCUCCUCCCCUGGCCCCCUGGCUGGUUGCCUUGGGUAGGAAAGAGGUCAGAUUCCAGCUGCCUGUGGGAACAGUAACAUCUUCCUUCUUCUCAUUCUCCAGACAUGUCUUUCCUCCAGGACCCAAGUUUCUUCACCAUGGGUAUGUGGUCCAUUGGUGCCGGAGCCCUGGGGGCCGCUGCUCUGGCACUGCUCCUGGCCAACACAGACGUAUUUCUGUCCAAGCCCCGGAAAGCAGAGCUGGAAUAUUUGGAAGACAUAGACCUGAAAACACUGGAGAAAGAACCAAGGACAUUCAAAGCAAAGGAGCUAUGGGCGAAGAAUGGGGCUGUGAUUAUGGCUGUGCGAAGGCCAGGCUGUUUCCUCUGUCGAGCCGAGGCAGCAGAUCUGUCCUCCCUGAAGCCCAAGUUGGAUGAACUAGGUGUCCCUCUCUAUGCCGUGGUGAAGGAGCAGGUUAAAGCAGAAGUGAAGGACUUCCAGCCUUACUUCAAAGGGGACAUCUUCCUGGAUGAAAAAAAAAAAUUCUAUGGUCCAGAGAGGAGGAAGAUGAUGUUCAUGGGCCUCAUCCGUUUGGGUGUGUGGUACAACUCCUUCCGGGCCUGGAAUGGAGGCUUCUCUGGAAACCUGGAAGGUGAAGGCUUCAUCCUCGGAGGGGUUUUUGUGAUAGGAUCUGGAAAACAGGGCAUUCUUCUUGAGCACCGAGAAAAAGAAUUUGGAGACAAAGUGAACCCACUCUCUGUUCUGGAGGCUGUAAAGAAGAUCAAGCCACAGACUCCAGCCUCAGGGAAAAGCUGAUCAUGUAUAACAGUUGGCUGGGAGAGAAUGGGGCCUUCACGUGUAUUCACCAGACGAGCUGUGUAUCCAUCAUGACCCCAAGACCUAGGAGCCAUUGCACCAUAUUCACUGGGGUUUGGUGAUAGAUUAAUAAUGUCUUCUGUGUAGGUCCAGCAGGGCAAAUAGGUCCCAGAUGAAACUGAUUAAAAUCUAGCAAAUCAGUGAGAGUUAUUUGAGAAAGACCUAGAAAAUCCAAGGCUUAAAGUUGACUGCUAUAUCUCCUUUCAAAUGAAUAUAGCCUGGGUUCUGGUAUUUGAGGUGAAUUUCAUUUUCAUAUAUAAGAAAAAAAUCUAAAAUCUAGGAAAAGUGGAGCUAAGAAACUGCUCAGUGGUAGAACAUUAAUCUAACAUGCACACAGCCCUGGGUUGGACACCAAUACACACACAUACACACACACACACACACACACACACACACACACAACACACUUCUAAGAAAAAUUGAUAACUGACUUGACAAUUCCAGAAUAUAAGGCGUUUUGCUUGGUGUGCUUUCUGUUAACAACUUGUUAUGUAAUGUCACAGGACCUCAUAUAGCAAUUGCUGUGUUCCAGGACAGUUUGAUAAAGGUGAAUUACAAAGUGAAGUUUCUU